Mucor velutinosus is the source of this 1674-nucleotide messenger RNA. RefSeq lists its product as uncharacterized. The record is from RefSeq and is a predicted model, not a curated record. Gene Ontology annotation, cellular component: nucleus; cytoplasm. Bases 1 to 1674 code for a protein of 557 amino acids. NCBI's taxonomy places the organism in Eukaryota, Fungi, Mucoromycota, Mucoromycetes, Mucorales, Mucoraceae. Gene Ontology annotation, molecular function: RNA polymerase II CTD heptapeptide repeat phosphatase activity; RNA polymerase core enzyme binding. The transcript is spliced from 3 exons.
AUGAUGAGUACACCCAAUGCUACUCCAGCGCCAGUACCAGCACCUAGAAAGCGCAUUGUCCGUCGUAAAAAGAAGCAACUCACACCCAAACAAAAGCUGGUGAAAGAGAGUGCCGAGCAACGUUUCAAGAUUGAGAAGUUGGUAUUUGUAUGGCAAGAGAAGCUGUUUUCGCAGCCAAAGACAUCAGUCCAUACCCUACAACGAGCAGCGACCUAUUUGCAACCAAAGACGUACGAGGAGGUUGUUGAGGAACGUGUAGUACAGGAAUGGUGUGGUUAUCCACUAUGCGACGAUGCUCCCAAGUUACAGCAAGUGCAAAAGUUCAAAAUUUCACUAUCUAGACGCAAAGUGUAUGACCAAACUGAACUCGCCAAUUAUUGUUCGGAUGCCUGUUACCAUAAAUCAAAAUACUACACAUUACAACUAUCAGAUGAACCUGUUUGGUACCGUGAUUUGAAUCAGACACCCACAACACACAUUGUAUCCAAGGAAGAUGAUUUUCAAACUGCUGUACAACAAGAGAAAAAGAAGAUUCAAGUGCAAAAGUCAAGUGAAGAGGUGCGAGAGGAAUAUGUGCAACAUUUACUAGGCAGUGUGCCCAAGGAUACAGAUGGAAAAUUUCAAAUCAUAGAAAAAUCAACUGUAGCACCACCAACUGCUCCUUUAAACACACAGGCAGGUGUGUAUGACACCAUUGAAGGAUAUCGUAUUGAAAUCAAAAAGGACGGCAAAACACCUACUACUAUGAUCUUGAAGAAGAAGAAGAAGAAGGAGGAGGAGGAGGCAGAGAUCCGAGCAGAACAAGAGAUCAGCCAGGAGCAAUCAAAUCAAGUCGAUGAAGAACACUUGGAUCCUGAAGAUCCUGAUGCCUUGUUUGAAACAAUGAUGAUGUUGAAAGACAUGAAUAUGGACAAGCAAGAUCAGCCAGAAGCAAGUGGAAUUCCAUCAAAGCAAGCAGAAACACUAUCGCCUACUCAAGUAACCGCAGUACAAGAGCAACAAGCUCCUGCGCCCGUCAAAGCUGUGCCUACUCCACCUAAACCAACCACAAGAUCCGCCACUGAGAAGUCUCUCGAACCCAAAAAGAAGGGGCCAACAUCAGCAGAGCCAGCUACGCAAGAUACCAAUAUCAUCAAAGUAACUACACCCACCACCCCACCACCCAAACCAAAGAAAUCCAUCAAGAAGAAAAAGAGGAUACCUGAAUUGUCUCUGUUUGGCACCAUUUGGACUAUGUUGGAUCACAUGACGACCAAAGCAACACGGGUUUACUUGAACGAGUUGCAAAGUAAUCAUCAACGAGUUGAUGUAAGCCAUUUAUUAGCAACUGAAAAUGACCUCAUGGAUGAAGCCAUUUACCUAAGAGGUCAAAUUUUCAGUGAACGCAUCUUGGAUACAUAUGGUAUUAUCCGUGCUCAGUUGGAUAUCAAGGAGAAUUUAGAAGAUGAUAUCGUGAAUGUCAUCAAGACCUUCAAGCUCUCGGACGCAUCGAUGGUUGCAUUAAAUCCAGCUCAAUGCUACAUGAUGGCUCUGGUCUUGAUCAAAUCAUUAGCGGAUAUUUUGCUUACUGAUUCAGAUUGGAAACUACAGUUUGAAAAUUGCUGUAAAACAGUGGAUCAGUCGACUGAUAUGGUAGAUGCUUGUGUUCGUGUAUUGAAGGUGGCAAGCGUAUAG